This is a messenger RNA of Closterium sp. Naga37s-1, 1503 nucleotides long. Lineage: Eukaryota; Viridiplantae; Streptophyta; Zygnematophyceae; Desmidiales; Closteriaceae. The record is from the annotation of a GenBank genome assembly.
AUGUCUCAAGUCAGUGCGGAGUUCACCCACAAGAGCUCCUCCAGUUCUGAGUCUGGCAACCUGCUCACGCCAGAUCUCGUCGAUCAGCAGCUCUCGUCUGACGAGGCCGAUGCGGACGAGCCUGGCGCAGUUCGCAACCUUCCAUUAGCGCCUGAGGCAGGUCCACAGACAGACAUUGGAUCUGCCGAUGGUCAGCUGCCGGUCACACUCGCGCCAGCGUUAGAAGCAGCGAACGAUGUGGACGAAAAUGAACCUGGCGCUAGCGAAGACGACGACGACAGCGGUAACGACGACCGCCCCUCUCCUCGGUGCAGGAAAGAAGUUGUUCAGGAAGUUGACAGAGCGCAGGCUGCAGCUUCUGAUCACCAGCGCACGGUCGAGUUGCAGCAGGAGACACUGGCGGACGUUCGGUGGCAACUGGAGGAGAGCCAGCGGGCGAAUCAACUGCUCCGGGCGAGCAGCUCUGCCCCAACUUCCGCGCUGCCCCCAGCGAGCCGUAGCCCCAACGCUGAGGUCAACGUUGCAAGUACUUCACGGGGCCACAACGUGGCCCGUUCAACUAUGGCGCCUGCGGUCGCACAUGUGGCGGUCGGACGAUCGCUGGCAACAUCCACGAUUCCUGCGCCGCUCGCGCCAAACGCCUCUCGCUCACUUGUCGCCCCCCUCGCUCAUCCGGGACCCCCAGCACCUCGACUGGCUGCUCUUGAAACUUCGCCCAAGCUUCCGGAAUCGCUUACCGAGCUCACCUUUUUCACGGCAAAGUGCAACCAAGCGGUUCUGUACUUCAUUGCUGAAGCUCCCCCGAGGGAGAUUAACUUCUGGCCUGAGCCGCAGGAGUUGAGGCAGCAACUCAUCCGUACGUAUCGGAUGGUGAACGUUUCCGAGGAAACGUUCAACCUUGUCAUGAAUUCUCACCCGGAACGGGAGAGGAUUCUUAAAGACAAGGUCGGCGAGCGUCGGGGCAACCUCUUCACGCAGGUCAAGACGUGGGCACAUGGGCCAGGCGGGUUCGUCAGGGAAUCGAAGAUUCCCAUGUUGGCUGCUGAGAACAUGGCGCCGGUGCAGCGCCGCAACGUCCAGCAGUGGCACCUUUUCUAUUUUGAUGCCGUUUAUGGCAGCAAGUGGCACUGCGAUCCUGACACGGGGCGCCCGUUUGCCAACAAGGCGUUUGAUAUGGCGCUCUGCAAGGGACUUGGCGGUCGCAGGUGUAAGACGAUGUUUGCCAAGAUCCUAGUGGUGGCAACGAUUUGCCAUGUGGUUGAAUGGCCCAUGGCAAAUGCUGGGAGCCGUGACACGCCUGCCCUAGAUGGCAGUGACUCCAACAACAGGAGGGAAGUGCAGCUGAAAGUGGGGGUGAUCAUUGAUUGGAUUAAGGAUAGGUUAUCCCGGGGGGAUAAUAUCUAUCGCGACACUGCCCCUGCAGGCUUUCAGAUGGGAGCAAACCCGUUAGUGCGUAUUGUGAUCGCAGGGUUUGAGGACGAGUUUGCUGGGUUGCUGCCAUAA